UUGCCUUUAUAAGAGCAAAUAAUUUUGCUAAAUUUCAUUAAACCUUCUACAGUCAACUGAGAAACAGCUCUUUUUAAUAAAAGUCAUGCUUCUUAUUAUUCCAGUUGUGUGUUUUACUAUGAUUGUUGGUGCGACCGCCGAAUGCUGCCAAAAGAAAGUGGUUAAAGAUUUUACCGAUCCUAGCUUGAUAGGAACCUACUACUUAAAUAAAUACAAGACCUAUUCCGAAUGCAAAGACGACUGCGUCUACACAAAGGAUGAUUCCCCUGGGAAUCUGUACUGCUUCGCAGAAGUUCCAAUAGAGGAUACCGCUGAAGUUAAUUGUACUUUGACGAUUAGUCAAGAAGAAAUUGAUGCGGCUAAAGCAACAUUAGCAAAACUAAAUGAGGCUGAGAAUCUUCUUCUUGCCAUUGCAGAACUAGUGGCUAACCUUGGAAGAAGGAAAAGAGACGCAGUAGAUGAUGCAGUAGCUGAUGGAACGCUAUGUGAUAAAAUUGUUGAAUGGAUGAAUACAGCUGCUGCUGCAACAGACAUAACAGUGAAAGUUGAAUACUUUUUACUCGUUAAAGCUGGACUUGAAAGAGCUGGCGCAACAUGUACAUCAAUUAAAUCAACGUUACAAGCAAAAGUAUCCGCUGAAAAGGUAAAGGUUCAAAAAGAAAAGAUAAGAGUUCAGGCAAUGAUUCCACCACCAGAGCCAACAACUGAAGCUGAUAAAACAACUAUUCAUUCUACAAUAACUGAAGAUGCUUCACCAACUUAUCCUUCUACAACAACUGAUACUCCUUUAACAACAACAACUGAGCUUCCUACAACAACUACAACUGCUACACCAGCUGAAGCUUAUACAUCAACUAUUCAUCCUCUAAUAACUGAAGAUACUUCACCAACUUAUCCUUCUACAACAACUGAUACUCCUUUAACAACAACAACUGAGCUUCCUACAACAACUACAACUGCUACACCAGCUGAAGCUUAUACAUCAACUAUUCAUCCUCUAAUAACUGAAGAUACUUCACCAACUUAUCCUUCUACAACAACUGAUACUCCUUUAACAACAACAACUGAGCUUCCUACAAAAACUACAACUGCUACACCAGCUGAAGCUUAUACAACAACUAUUCAUCCUAUAACAAUAGGAGAAACCCUCGUAGAUCUUACAGAUUCUGCUACAACAACUGAAGCUUAACAUCUAACCUUUGUCAUCUGAAAAAAA
Eurytemora carolleeae is the source of this 1216-nucleotide messenger RNA. RefSeq names its product mucin-5AC. The record is from RefSeq and is a predicted model, not a curated record. The transcript has 5 exons. The coding region runs from base 86 to 1189 and encodes 367 amino acids. NCBI's taxonomy places the organism in Eukaryota, Metazoa, Arthropoda, Copepoda, Calanoida, Temoridae.